CCCAAUUUCACUAAUUUUGCCUAUGCACUUAAUAAUAACAUCCACAACUAAAGAUAAUACGGUUGCGGAACGACCUAUACUAAACAAAAACGCUCAACCGGAAUGUUGUUAAAGAUUCCCGUGACAAAUAACGAACAUGUCGCGCCAUAUUCUACGGUACGUAAUAGAACUUGUACUAUGGCUUUAGAUAUAAUGCAAAUCAUUAUGACCUACUAUAAACUGUAAGUAUUUGUACUCAAUUAGUUUCCCUUGCGAAUUUACAUGUUAAAUUGCAAUUGAAACAGCAAUAGUAGUAUUUCAUUUAUUCUUAAAAAUGGCUAAAUUUUAUAUGAAAUAUCCAUAUAAAGUUUCAAAAACCGUUUUCGGAGUCGAGUCCCAAAAAUGGAUUUGAAAAUAAUUUAUGGAAAAUGCAUUGAAAAUUAACCUUGAAAAUAGUUAUAGGGUGUAUGCUUCAAAUUUUGGGGACAGUGACAUAAAGUCUACUUAUUAUUCAAAAAUAUCGAAUUAUAACAAUUAAACAAAACGAAAACAAAAUUAUCAAAAUUGGUCACGAACUAAAUUUUUAAUUAAUAUAAAAAGUAGUUAGGUACUACCUAUAGAUAAUUAUUAAUUAAUAAAUACAAAUACUUGAGUAAGAACUGUGAACUUGACUAUUGCAUUUCUAAUCGUAUUCGUAUACACGAACAUAAAUAUUAUGUAACUAAUUAGUAAAUAAUAAUUACUGUUUCAUUGUAUUUUAUGUUACUAUAUUUCACUUCUGUAACCCUGUAGGUGCUUGAACAAUAAUAUAUAUAUUAAUGCAGUCGUAUAAUUUAACACCAAAAGAACGUUCUGUACUGGUAUGAAAACCAAUAUAUAUUUUGAGUUUUAAAUUAUCACAGUUCAUUCUGUACCUAUAUUAUCUAUAACUGUGAUAACACCUAAUAAUAGUUUUUUAAAAAUAAAGAUAUAGUGACGUUAACUAAUUCUGAUAAGAAAUUUGAGGUAUAAUAUGUUCCAAACGUAAUUAAGGCAAAGUUUUAAGAUGGGAUGAUUGUUCUUACAAUUUUUAAAAUAUUAGCUUUUGGUUACAGACGUAUAAGUUUUUAGUAAAAAGUUGGUUACACUGGAAUAAUAGAAAAUUAUUUUUGAAGAUUUUUACAUUACAGGCUUUCAGGUUUAACUUUUACAAUUUUGAUAACCGUAUUAAUUUACAUACAAGAUUUAUACUUCCCAGAUUUGUAUUUUCAAGAAUCAUACGUUCCAGAUUUGUGCAUUCAAGGUUUGUACAUUACAGAUUUUUAAGCACUCAAUUAUACCACAAAUAAUUUGUUCCGUUAACAUUUGAUCUUUAGACAUUUACACUGUUUUCUUUAUUUAAAUUCCUGUGUGGUUGAACACAAUUAUUUUUCUUUUAAAUUUCAAAGUUUAUUUAUUCAUUCGUAUGAUUUUACAAUGAGCUAUAGCUCUAAAAUUGUAUGAUAUGAUAUAUAACAUGAUAAAUUAAAUUAUUACUAUUAUUUGAACAAGUUUAAACAUAAAGGCCGUCAUCCCACUAGAGCGACGCGACGGGAUCAUAAAUAAAUAUCGUGUGAUAAUCGUUUGUUUUAUAAAACAUGGAUUAAUAUAUCGGAGUCCUCUUAUUGACGCGAUGCGAUGUGACACGAAAGUGACUGGUGCUGUCAGUCGCUUGGUAAAAGUUGCCUUGUCAACCACGUUUUUUUUAUAUUAUAUAAUAUAUUAUAUAACUAUAGGUACCAUAUUUGACUAUAUUUUUACUGCUACUAUUUAAUACUGUUUUAUAUUAUAAUAAAUUAAUAAAAUAAUAUUUAUAAAAAAAUAUACUAAAAAUACUGUAAAUUAUUAUUAUAUAAUUUAACUAUAGUAUGUUCUACUAUUAGCCAUAUAACUAUGGCAAAACAAAAGAAGAAAACUUAAUUUUAAACCAUGAUAGCUUCUGAGAAACUCUAGUCGCGUCGCCUAUGAUGUGCAGAACUCAUGACAUCAGGUCGUACGAUAUUUUGAUUGGCAACUAUUUUUUUAUAUUGCGUCAACUUCAUAUCGCGUUGCGUCACCCCAGUGUCAUGAGGGCCUUAAGGUACAAAAUACAAUAACAAAAAUCACAAUAAGUACCACAGUGAAUAGAAUGAUAUCUAAUAUAUAUAUAUAUAUAUGUAGAUAGAUAUUUAUGUUUACCAUAAUCUAUGCCCUUAUAAUAUAGUAUGGUUUCUAAAUAAAUUUUAGGCAUUUGGGUAUCAAUUAUUGAUACCUUAAAGCAUUAAAAUUCACAUAAUUUGUUUUAGAACUAAAAAAUAUACUCAUUAUGUAUUUUGUAUAAUAAGUUAUCAUAACCACAUACUAUCCAAUGAGUAAUAACAUUUGCAAGUUAAACCUAAUUGUACUCUGCAUUUUGGAAUAUUGUGCUUAAGUUCAAUCAUACAAAAAAUAAACAUAAUUAUUUUUCUUUUAAAUUUCAAAAGAAUUUAACUGUUAAUAAUUAUCUUAUUUGUAUUAUAUUUUGAAUAUUUAAUUUGAGUAUAAAUUAGAUAUUAAUCAUUAAGCAUUUCAUAAAUGCAAGUUAGAAAAUCAAAAACUGAUGAAAUAUCAACAAAUGUAUCUUUUUACUUUCACUACUAUAAUAUAAAACUAUUGACGUUUAAUUUUUAAUUUUAUAAAUCUAAAAAUUUUUAAAGCUUAUACAAACAAAAUAAGUAUUUACUUAUUCAUUUAAUAUUUUAAAAAAUAACAUCUCUGUUAGUUGAUAUAGAUAUAUAGAUUAUAUUGCAAACAAAAUUUAAGUUUUGAAUAAUUUUAUAUCACUUAUAUUUUACCUGCUUACAGUAAAUUAUUUCUUUAAAUCACAUAUAAAUAUUAAAUGUAUUAUAGAUUUUGCAAGGAUUAGUUAAUUCGCCGUCGGAAACAUCACAUUCCAAAAAAGAAGACAAAACUGUAUUUACUGAUGAAGAUUUUGAGAAAUUUGAACGCGAGUAUUUUCAAAAUUGAUGGAUGAUGCUAUAAUAGGAAAAAUUAUUAUAACUAUAGUCAUAGUCAUAUUUGCUUAUUUUACAUGUUGGCUGUUAAUACCACCAUUUGCUGAUUCAGAAUCAUUUAUUAAUCAAUUAUUUCCAUCUAUUUAUAAUGCACUAGUUAUGCCUGUCUUGUUUGGUGUAAUAUUUAUAAUUAGUUUAACAAUCUACACGUGUGUUGCAAUAAGCUAUUAAAUUAUGUCGAAAAAAUUAAUUGUUGUAAUUGCAGGAAUUACUUGCGGGGGCAAAACUUCUAUUGCAAACAAUCUUCCAAAAUUUUUUAGUAAUAUUUCAAUAUUACAUCAAGAUGACUUUUAUUACACUGACUUAAAUAAAUUAGAAAGUAUUCCAGAAUUAAAUUAUUAUGCAUUUGAUAAAAUAAAUGCGUAUGAUAUGGAUAAAAUGAUGAUUUCAAUUAAUUCUCAAAUCUCUGAUAUUUUGGUAUUAGAAGGAAUUCUUUUACUUGAUGAUAUAAGGAUUGUAAAAUUAGUUGAUUUAAAAUUUUUCAUUGUCAUGGAUAAAAAUAAUAGUUGGAACAGACGUAAAGCAAGAACAUAUUUACCCCCUGAACCAACUGACUAUUUUAACAAUUAUGUCUGGCCCGAGUAUGAAAAACAUUUAGCAAAAAUAGAAAUUGAAAACCAAGAUGUAAUAUUUUUAAAUGGUUCUAAUAGCAUUGACUUUAAUACAACAGUUGUUGUUAAUCAUAUUAAACAAUUUUUAUUAAAUUUAAAAUAAUUUCAAUUUUGUAUUUCUUCAUUAAUGUUAUUAUCUUAUUGAGUAUUAAGUUUAAUUUAAUCUUGUUAAUUAAAAAUUUGUUAAAAUGUUAAUUAUGCAAUGUAAAUUUACAUUAAAGAAUACAUUUAUAUAUAAUUAUUUUCAAAAUUGUAAUUGUUAAAAAAAAAAUUGUAUUUUGGGUUUCAAAAUAUUUCCAAAAAUAUAAUAAUUGAUUAUUAAAUAGUGUUUAAUUUGAUUGUUUUAUUUUAUUUUUUACAAACUAAUUAGUUUUACUCCACAAUUCUAAAAAAAGGAAAUAAUAUUUCAUAUUAAUUGCCUAUGUAAUAAUUUACAAGUUUAUUACUUAAUAACCCGCUAUUUAAAUUUGAUAUACUGAGAACAAAAAAUAAUUCCUGUUUCUUAUUAUUUUAUAUGAUACUUGAGAUUUUUUUAUUUAUAGGUUCUGAAUAGAUUGGAAAUACAAUGGUAUUUAUUUUUCUGUGGACAAAAAUCUACCAGCAAUUUUGCCUCAGUUUACAAUGAAAGCACUAUUUCUGAAAAGAAAUCAUAAUAUGGCUUAUGCAUUGUUGACAAAACAACAUUAUCAAAUAAACUCUGCUAAGUUCCUUUUUUUCGUUGUGAUGGUUAUUAUGGGAUUUUCAUUUCUAAUUUUGAUGAUAAUCGUUUCAGGAAAAUAUUAUGUAAAACAAAUAAUUUAUUUGUUUUUAACAUAAAUGCAUAUUACCAAUUAUAUAACAAUAGUGAAUUCAAAAUUGAGCGAAUUGUCUUAAUUUCAAAAUUAUAGUUUUUUGUAGUUCUGAUAUUAUUUGUUUUGUUAAUUAACUUUAUAUUAUCAAUAUUUUAUAGCAUAUUGGUACUACCUAUCUUUUGUCUUUAUAGAGAUUGAGAGUUCAAACUCGUGUUUUGGAAACUAAGUUUAAGUUGUUUAUUGCUUUUUACUUGAACAGGGAAAAAAAAGACAUUUCAGGUGUGCCUUAAUAUCCAAGUUAUCGCUUGCUCGGAUUUUUUUAAUCAAAAAAUAUUGCCCUUUUUUGAAUUUUCCAAGUUUCUCAAUAAAUGGGAAAAACCGGAGAAUAUAUUCAAUAUUAAUGAAAAUAUAUAAUGCAUAUUAUUUUAUUAUUUUCCAUUUAUACAUAUAUAUUAUUGACAAAGGUGAACUUAAACUUAACUAUAUUCAUCUAAGAAUCGUAUUUCGUUGCAAUGACUAAUUGUUGCAUACAAUAAUAAAAUUAAUUUCCCUUUUUAUCCUACAUUUCAAAAUUUUCACCCCUAACAAUUACAACACUGCCCGAUAAUAUAUCUAUAUUAUUUUUAACAAUGGCAGUGAUCGGAUAUUUGGAGUGGAGUUCUGGAAUAAACGAUAUUAUUUAUAUCUAAAAUAGUAAACAU
Messenger RNA from Cinara cedri, 5132 nucleotides. Lineage: Eukaryota; Metazoa; Arthropoda; Insecta; Hemiptera; Aphididae. The record is from the annotation of a GenBank genome assembly.